AUACAAAAAUUCAAAAGAUGCCCUUGGCCAAAAUCGACCAUUUGGAUAAACAAAUUAUUUCACGGUUCCGGUUGGAAAUUAGUCAAUUACCUUGUCAACUGACUUCGUGUCGGGCAAACGAAAUUGAUUGGUAAUUACACAUAUUUCACUGAACUUUCACUUCACUCAUCUGCCGCCAAGAGAAUUGCGCCGCCGGCUUCAUCAUUUUUUCUUCUAAAUAAGGGAGAAAUAUUAGCAUUUGGUCGAUUCACCACCCACCAGUCCACCACUCCAUUAUGUCGGUACAGAGAUUCUUCCAGCGCGGCCGUUACUCUCGUAAUUCGCCGAAAAUCUAUCUUUUCCACAAUUUCACUUCUUCAGAUUCUCACACUAAACCCUCAAACCCUUCCAAUCACUACCACUGCCACAACCAUCGGUACAGCCAGUACGUCCACUUUCGCAACUUUUUAUCCCCAUCAAAGCCGCAGCUUGUUAUUCCGCACAGUGUUUCCUUCUGCUGCCGUUCCUUCUCCACUCGCGACUCGCCAAAUGGUGACAUCGCGAACACAGAGUUGUUCAUCAGCGAAAAUGUUAGUGCAAGUGUUGAGGAGUCCAUUCUUCCAGUACGUGCCUUGAUUUCACUGUUGGAUGGUUUUCAUGACUUCACUGGCAUCCCAUGGUGGAUCGUUAUAGCUUCUUCAACAGUGGCUAUGAGGCUCACGUUAUUCCCGUUUGUAGUAUUGCAACUCCACAAGUUGAAUAGAAUUGGAGAGUUACUUCCUAAAUUGCCUCCUCCAUUGCCUCCGCCUAUGUCAGGAAGGAGUCUUGUGGACCAACUUCAAAUCUUUUUCAAGGAGAAACGAGCGGCAGGCUGUCCUUCAUUUUUUUGGUUCUUCGCCUCUCUGACAGUUCAGGUGCCCUGCUUUCUUCUUUGGAUUAUGACUAUUAGAAGAAUGUCACUGGCUCAUCACGAAGGCUUUGACUGUGGAGGCAUUCUUUGGUUCCAGAACUUGACCGAGUUCCCUAGUGGUGUUUUAGGGCCUGUGUUUCCUUUCCUGAUUGCUGGAUUGCAUUAUGUCAACAUACAGGUGUCCUUUCAGAAAUCUUCAGUUGGAAAAAUGAGUGGAUUCCUGGGAUUAAUGGCCAAGUACUACAAGAAGUACUUGGAAUUCCUGACAUUACCCAUUUUGUUUAGCGCAUUCUAUAUGCCUCAGGGGAGUUUAGUCUAUUGGCUUACGAAUAGUUCGAUGACUGCUUUUCAGCAACUAUCUCUAAAUCAUCCAGAUGUUCGCAAGAAACUGGGGCUACCUCAGAAGGAUCCUCAAUUAGCAGCUGCACAUCAGAAAGAGUUAGGUAAUCCUGGAGAAAUCAAAAUAGAUCCAUCAACAAAUCAGAGCAAAUUAUCUUUCCAGAACCUAUCAGCUCUUGAAUUGGUUAAUCUUGCGAUCAAACUCCUAGCAGGAGGACGUAAAGAUGAAGCUAUGUCCUUUCUACGACUUGCUAUUUCCAAGGAUCCCGAGAAUAUUCGAGCUUUGCUUAUUAUUGGCCAGACACUGUUGCAAGAUGGUUCCUUACCAGAAGCUACUGAAUACUUGGAACGUACUAUUGCUAAGCUUCUGCUAAAGGAGAAUCAAAUGGAAAUUGAGGAUGUAGAUCUGCUGAUUCUAUCAUCUCAAUGGGCAGGUGUUGCCUGUAUACGGCAGGGUAAGAUGGGAGAGGGACUUGUACACCUGGAGCGAAUAGCCACGUUGAAAGAGCCAGAGGACCCAAAGAGUAAGGCCCAUUACUAUGACGGAUUAGUACUACUGUCAAGUACGUUGAUCAAUGUUGGUCGCAAGAAUGAUGCAAUUAAUUAUCUGCGAAUGGCUACUGCAUAUGAUGAGUCUUACAGAGUAUUUCUGCAACAAUGUGAAAAUGAAGAGGAUGAUAUCACUAGUGACCUUGUCUCUAGUAGGAGAGGAGAUUACUGAGUUGCUAAAAAUUCUAUUUUCCCCUUUCUGUUUCCUGUUGUCAUGUAGUCUUCUUGUUAAUAAAUUUUGAUAGGUCAAAUGAUGUAAUAAGUACAAAAUGAUUUUAAUCGAGAUCAGUUUUUUUUCC
This is a messenger RNA of Capsicum annuum, 2076 nucleotides long. RefSeq names its product ALBINO3-like protein 2, chloroplastic. Gene Ontology annotation, biological process: mitochondrial respiratory chain complex IV assembly; protein insertion into mitochondrial inner membrane from matrix. The record is from RefSeq and is a predicted model, not a curated record. Bases 276 to 1949 code for a protein of 557 amino acids. Gene Ontology annotation, molecular function: protein binding; membrane insertase activity. Lineage: Eukaryota; Viridiplantae; Streptophyta; Magnoliopsida; Solanales; Solanaceae. Gene Ontology annotation, cellular component: mitochondrial inner membrane. The transcript has 14 exons.